CCGAAGUGUACCGGGCAAAUAUUUUGCCAACGGAGUUCGGUGGUUGGUUUUCUCUCUCUCUAGCUAGCUGGUAUCUCUGCCCGCUGUAAACCAACAUGGCCGACGACUCCCUUCUCGUCGAAAAGAUUACCAUCUCGGGUGCGACCCUCGCCUCCAUCCUUCAACGCUUCUCUUCCUCUGCCGGUGACCUCGACGGCCUGCUCUUCGGCUACUUCACUCGGCUUCCCCCUCCCGAUCCCAAUGACGACGACCCCUCCUCGUCCUACUCCGCAACCGCCAGAUCCACCGCCAUCGCUGCCUUCUCCGCUUCCAUAACCGGCUGCUACUCCUCCGGCGCCGCCAUGACCUUCUACGACUCCAUUGGCCGCAUCGAUUCCCACUCUCUCCGCCGCGCAUCCGAGGAAGAUCGCCUCCCCAUUCUUCUUGGGUGGUUCUGUGGCCGCCGCCGUACCGCUGUCCGCCCCUCCAUGCGCGAAGUUGCCGUCUCCAACUCCCUUUUUGAAACCCUAACCCUGAGAUCCGCCGUCGACCCGGCCUCUCCUCGGCCCUGCAUCUUCCUUCUCCUCUCCUUUUCAUCAACGGAAAAUCAAGCCAUUCACACGCACGAGUACCGGGCUUUUCAUUUCCGACGAAAGCCCCCAUUCGGCACUGGUUUACUUGAGCCUAGAUCGCUUCAUAUUGUGAACAUUGGGCCAGAUUUCAGAGGACAGUACGGGUCGUUCUCGCCGGAUUCUUCACUUCCGUGGAUGUCGUUGGGAGUUGAUGAUAAGCUGGCGCAGAAGGAAAGCCUUCGGAGUCUCCGGGAGACUACAGCUGCGCAGCUGUUGCUUGAUUCUGUGACCGAAGGGUUUACAGUGGAGAGGCUAGCACAUUUGGUAGGACCUGGAGUGGAAGAGUAUGCUUUAGAGUUGGAGGAUUUGUAUAGGAAAAUGUUAUUUAAGCUAGAGGGAUUGGCAAGACUGGUGGAGAGGAGCUCUGCUAAGGUUCUUGAGCAGGAAAAUAAAAAUUUGAAGAUGAGGUGCAGAUUGGCAGGGUUGGAAUGAGCCUUCUGUCCAGCAUUGUUUUUUGCAGUUCUAAAUGGGCAUGAAUAGUUGGCUGGUGUGUGUGAUGUGCUUGGAUGGUAUAUCAUUGUACAUUGCAGAUG
This is a messenger RNA of Phalaenopsis equestris, 1144 nucleotides long. RefSeq lists its product as uncharacterized. The transcript is spliced from 3 exons. Gene Ontology annotation, cellular component: nucleus. Bases 96 to 1043 code for a protein of 315 amino acids. Gene Ontology annotation, molecular function: polyubiquitin modification-dependent protein binding. The record is from RefSeq and is a predicted model, not a curated record. NCBI's taxonomy places the organism in Eukaryota, Viridiplantae, Streptophyta, Magnoliopsida, Asparagales, Orchidaceae.